AUGCCGGCCGACCUGAUGGAGAAGAGCAGCGCCUCGCCCGUGGCCGCCACCCCCGCCAGCAUCAACGCGACGCCCGAUAAGCCCAAGACGGCGGCGGAGCACCGCAAGGUAAGGGCCGUGCCGGGCCGUGCCGUACCGGGCCGGGCCGUGCCGUGCCGGGCGCUCACCGCCGCUCUCUUGCAGUCGUCCAAGCCCAUCAUGGAGAAGCGGCGGCGGGCGCGCAUCAACGAGAGCCUGGGGCAGCUGAAGACGCUCAUCCUGGACGCGCUGAAGAAGGAUAGCUCGCGGCACUCCAAGCUGGAGAAGGCUGACAUCCUGGAGAUGACCGUCAAGCACCUGCGGAGCCUGCAGCGGGCGCAGAUGACCGCUGCGCUGAGCACAGACCCCACGGUGCUGGGCAAGUACCGCGCCGGCUUCAGCGAGUGCAUGAACGAGGUGACGCGGUUCCUCUCCACCUGCGAGGGCGUCAACACCGAGGUGCGCACCCGGCUCCUGGGCCACCUGGCCAGCUGCAUGACCCAGAUCAACGCCAUGAACUACCCCGCGCCCCCUCCGCCGCCCCCGCUGCCGCCGGCCGCAGCCUUCGGGCCACCCCUGGUGCCGCCGGGCGGUGGCGCGGGGCCGCUCCCGGGCAUGCCCUGCAAGCCGGGCACCGACGCGGCCAAGGUGUACGGCGGCUUCCAGCUGCUGCCCGCCUCCGACGGGCAAUUCGCCUUCCUCAUCCCCAGCACCGCCUUCGCCCCCGGCGGGGCCGUGCUGCCCCUCUACGGCGGCCCCCCCACGGCUGCCACUGCCGCCUCGCCACCUGGCCCGCCACCCAGCACUGCCGACUCGGUGUGGAGACCCUGGUGAGGGUGGCGGGCACCGGACUGGACUGAGCACCGCACCCCGUGCUGCUGGCACGGCUGUACAUAGGUUAUAUGUUCAUAUUGGAUUGUGCCUUUGUACCAUAGCACUCCCUCAACAGCGUUUCGUGUUUUACACGAG
This is a messenger RNA of Cygnus atratus (black swan), 987 nucleotides long. It is a transcript of the gene HES1, whose product is annotated as hes family bHLH transcription factor 1. The transcript is spliced from 3 exons. Bases 1 to 852 code for a protein of 283 amino acids. Gene Ontology annotation, cellular component: nucleus. Gene Ontology annotation, biological process: regulation of transcription by RNA polymerase II; anterior/posterior pattern specification; Notch signaling pathway. The record is from RefSeq and is a predicted model, not a curated record. Gene Ontology annotation, molecular function: DNA-binding transcription factor activity, RNA polymerase II-specific; RNA polymerase II cis-regulatory region sequence-specific DNA binding; protein dimerization activity. NCBI's taxonomy places the organism in Eukaryota, Metazoa, Chordata, Aves, Anseriformes, Anatidae.